AGACCAGGGAGCGUUCAAUACAAUACCUCUUUCUACAACCUAGACAAAAUUUUGUGAUGCACUCCAUGGUCCAAAUAAAUAAAGAAACGAAUCAUCGGAUUUCAUUCAUCCCUUUGGACACGAGGUACCGCCGUAGUAGGGGCAUGAGCCAUGACUCAUGCGCUGAUGCCGACCUUUCUCCGUCCAAUCCAAAGCAUACAGUUGACGUUUAAAAACUACUACAAAUACACGGACGCUCAGUUGUACAAUAGUCGUACUUUAGUUUACGUCUCUCAAUCCUCGAUUUUUUUUAAAAGUUCUUGUGUUUCCUACAUCAAUCCUGUUAUAUCGGAAUAUGUUCGAUAAGCUUAAACAUUGGACCAUGGGGUUCUUGGAUUGCCUUCCGAACAAUGAAAUGGAAUCUUGUUCGGACUUCAAUUAUUACACGAGGGAUACAGAUCCGAGAGAGCUCCCUCGCCCCAAGAAGUAUCCUAGUUUGGAAUUUCCAUCAGCAAGUCCCUGUACUCCAUCAGAUGGCUGUUCUUGCUAUAAUUGCAGAGAGUUGAUCGAGCUAUCCGAAUGUCCUAUUUGUACCGGAGAUUAUCAGAGAGGUGUCACUGCUUGUGAGCAUUGUGGUAAUGUUACAUGUUGGGGGUGUGCCGCACGUCUUCCAGACUGUCCUUUUUGCCGCCGACCAAGAACUGCUGCAAGAAAUACUGCGCUCGAAAGGAUAUUUAGCAAAUUACAAGUCCCCUGUAAACCUUCAAGAUUACAGAAUAAAAAACUAGAUACUCACCAGGAAGAACACAUGUGCCUUGUAAAAAGAGACUGUACUUGGAGAGGCAUGUUGGCUGAUUUGGCAUCGCAUUUAGAAGGAGAUCAUUCAGUUUCUGUUCUGGUAGCCAACGGAAUAACAAUCGAGAUAGCCGGGUUUAGAAGCAAAGUGAAAAUGAGUGAGUUACGAGGACGCCAGUACACCAUUUCUCUGGCGUGCUUUGCUUCUAUAUUCGUCUGCAAUAUAUCCCUUCAUAAAAAACGUCUUCGUCUUCUUUUCACUGGAGCAUCGUCGCACAGAUCUCAGAAAUUUGGUGCAUGCCUUGAAGUCGAAAGCUCAUACAGAGUCAUGAAAGGAAUAAUGCCAGUGUCUUCCCAGUGCUACAAGCAUAAAGAACUUUACAUUUCCUGCAGCAGCCUUCUUUCCCCAUGGCGCCAGACUGAUGAUGUUGUAAAAAUAACUAUUACUAUUCGACCAAUAAGUUGAUUGCCAUUGAAAAUGUCAUCUAGUCAAAUAAUCAACAGUUACCAACUGUGUUCUCGAAUAUUUGUGAUAAAUAUGACUAAUUAAUGUUUACCUCAUUAAAACAGUGUGUUGGUAUUUUAUUAUACAAUUUUUUUUUAUAUAAUUAGUUUGAAGUAGCAAGUCAUUUAUUCCAGUUGAAUAUAUUGCUCAAAUUUGGCACUGCAUUUAAAAGAAAUGUGAAUUUUGUGAUAAAAAUGGUAAGCAUUAAUAAAUUCAAUAUAAUCUUAUUUAAACUGCCAUGAAUCUAUGAUGUAGGGACAACUAUUUAGUGAAAAACUUAUUUUCUUUGUCAUUACAAUUUAAUUUUAGUGCAUUUGUAUAAAGUUAUAUAAAUAUAAUAUAUUGGUGCUCAAAUAAUGUUAAUAAAUUGUACUAAAUAUGUUUUGUUCAUGAUUUCCAACACCUAACAUAAAAUGAGCAAUGAAAUAUUAUGUAGAAAUACUA
Cimex lectularius (bed bug) is the source of this 1723-nucleotide messenger RNA. RefSeq names its product E3 ubiquitin-protein ligase sina-like. The record is from RefSeq and is a predicted model, not a curated record. Bases 335 to 1240 code for a protein of 301 amino acids. The transcript has 4 exons. NCBI's taxonomy places the organism in Eukaryota, Metazoa, Arthropoda, Insecta, Hemiptera, Cimicidae.